UACAAAUCUGACAAGGUAUAGAGAUCUGAUAGAACACCGUUAAAACCUUUUGUCCCUACCAAUUAUUUUGAUGGUGCAUGCCUUUAUACAACAAUGGGUGAAAACGGUAGCCCCAUCAGUGUAAUUCUGGUAAGUUCAGGAAGUAGAGGCAAUAAGUUGCUUUUCCGAUAUCCAUUCCAGAGAGAUCCAGAACCAUGCUCAUCAAAGACAGAUAAUCCAAGAAGCUAUUAUGCUUUCAACAGUACUGGUGAUAAUGCAGAGGAUCCAGAUGGUGAUUCAAGAGAACCUUCUCCUCUAACAGAUGAGCAAUUGGUUGCAGGGUUUUCAGAUGUCAUACUUGCAACCAUUCUAGCUACAAAGUCAGAUAUGUGUGGUAAAAAGUUUGAACUGAAGAUUGAUAAUAUUCGUUUUGUUGGACACCCAACUUUGCUUCAGCAUGCAGUGUGCCAGGUGUCAAAAACAGAUCCUUCACCUAAGAGAGAGAUGCCCACGAUGAUUCUUUUUAAUGUGGUCUUUGCUUUAAGGGCCAAUGCAGACACCUCUGUUAUAAACUGCUUGCACAACCUUUCUCGUCGAAUUGCCAUAGUUCUACAACACGAAGAACGUCGUUGUCAGUACUUGACCAGAGAAGCCAAACUCAUCAUGGCCAUUCAGGAUGAAGUGUCUGCUAUGUCUGAAAUUGGGGGCCCACAGUCUCCUUUUCAUCAUAUUUUACCAAAAAGCAAAUUGGCGAGAGACCUGAAGGAAACUUAUGACAGUCUCUGUACUACUGGUGUAGUGCGCCUUCAUAUUAACAACUGGUUGGAAGUCAGUUUUUGCUUACCCCAUAAGAUACACUACGUUGGAUCACAUUGUAUUCCCCCAGAUGCCAUAGAAACAAGUUUGAAAUGUAUCAGGCCUUACCAUGCUUUGCUGCUUCUAAAAGAUGAGAAAAUCUUAUUAAAUGACCUUCCACUGGACUGCUCUCCUGCUUUAGUAAGAAUCAUCAAAUCUGCAUCUGCUGUAAAGAAUCUACAGCAGCUGGCGCAAGAUGCUGACCUUGCUUUAUUACAGGUAUUCCAGCUUGCAGCACAUUUGGUGUAUUGGGGCAAAGCUAUUAUCAUUUAUCCGCUAUGUGAAAACAAUGUAUAUAUGCUCUCUCCUAAUGCAAAUGUCGGCCUCUAUUCACCUUUGCCAGAACAUUUUUCACUUCAGUUUCCGUUACAUGAUCUCCCCUCAGUUCUUGCAAAGUUUUCACUGCCGCUUUCAUUAUCAGAAUUUAAAAACCCAUUGUCUCCACCAGGUCAGGAGACAAAUCUCAUACAGAUGGUUAUUUGGAUGCUGCAACAUCGACUUCUGAUUCAAAUCCACACAUAUAUUUGCCUUCUGGUGCCUCCAAGUGAAGAUUCCAGUUUAUCAAACGAUGAAGACACGCCUUUUGCUGCCAGGAUUGGGGGAAGAAGUCUUAGCACACCUAAUGCCCUAAGCUUUGGUUCACCAACAAGCAGUGAUGAUAUGACUUUAACCAGUCCAAGCAUGGAUAACUCAAGUGCUGAGCUGGUGCCAGGGGGAGAAUCGCCGGUCAACAAACGUACAACCGAGAAUCUUCUUGCAAGCCUUUCUCAGAAUGAGAAGGAAGCCAUUCUUAAUGUUCCCGCCGCUCAAAAUCAAGAUGAUCUUAAAAUGUUUGCAAGGCUUCUUCACUAUUUCCGGGGACAGCAUCACUUGGAAGAGAUCAUGUACAAUGAAAAUAUGCGUCGAUCACAACUCUUGAUGCUGUUUGAUAAAUUCCGAAGUGUACUUGUAGUGACAAACCAUGAGGAUCCAGUUAUAUCUAUCUUCCAGUCUGUCUUUUCUUGAUGAUUAAAUUAAUGCUCUCAAUAUGCGGUUAAUGGUUUUCAAUUAUUUGUUCCUGAUACAACCAGUCUACAAAUAAGCAAACUUUUUUCUAUUUAUUUUUAGGUUCUGCUGCUUUUAUUUGGAAAGUAGCACUGGAAAAAAAUAAUACCUUAGUUAUAUAUUCAUUAUUUGCAUCUAAAUUAUGAUUAAAUAUCUAUGUUCCUAAAAAUGUAAUUCAAUUUUGCUUUGAAAAUGAGGUGUGUAGUUUGUUUUUUAAAUCAAAUAAACCUUGAUGGAUCUUUACAUUAAAGAAACAAUCUACUGCCCGAAUACAAAAUAAAAUUCACUGUUUAGUAGGAAUACCA
Messenger RNA from Pelobates fuscus (common spadefoot toad), 2183 nucleotides. It is a transcript of the gene NPRL3, whose product is annotated as NPR3 like, GATOR1 complex subunit. The coding region runs from base 94 to 1839 and encodes 581 amino acids. Gene Ontology annotation, cellular component: GATOR1 complex. Lineage: Eukaryota; Metazoa; Chordata; Amphibia; Anura; Pelobatidae. The record is from RefSeq and is a predicted model, not a curated record. Gene Ontology annotation, biological process: cellular response to amino acid starvation; negative regulation of TORC1 signaling; TORC1 signaling. The transcript has 15 exons.